This is a messenger RNA of Suricata suricatta (meerkat), 3337 nucleotides long. RefSeq names its product LIM homeobox 6 (gene LHX6). The transcript is spliced from 10 exons. Gene Ontology annotation, biological process: neuron differentiation; forebrain neuron development; regulation of transcription by RNA polymerase II. Gene Ontology annotation, molecular function: DNA-binding transcription factor activity, RNA polymerase II-specific; RNA polymerase II transcription regulatory region sequence-specific DNA binding. Gene Ontology annotation, cellular component: nucleus. NCBI's taxonomy places the organism in Eukaryota, Metazoa, Chordata, Mammalia, Carnivora, Herpestidae. The record is from RefSeq and is a predicted model, not a curated record. Bases 1 to 1311 code for a protein of 436 amino acids.
AUGCGCCGGGGGUUGUGCUGGCUCAACGCUGAGAAUCCCGACGCGGGGCCGGUGAUGGCCCAGCCAGGGUCCGGCUGCAAAGCGACCACCCGCUGCCUUGAAGGGACCGCGCCACCCGCCAUGGCUCAGUCGGACGCCGAGGCCUUGGCGGGCGCUCUGGACAAGGACGAAGGUCGGGCCUCCCCUUGUACACCCAGCACGCCAUCUGUCUGCUCACCGCCUUCCGCCGCUUCCUCCGUGCCGUCCGCCGGCAAGAACAUCUGCUCCAGCUGCGGCCUCGAGAUCCUGGACCGGUAUCUCCUCAAGGUCAACAACCUCAUCUGGCACGUGCGGUGCCUCGAGUGCUCCGUUUGUCGCACGUCGCUGAGGCAGCAGAACAGCUGCUACAUCAAGAACAAGGAAAUCUUCUGCAAGAUGGACUACUUCAGCCGAUUUGGGACCAAGUGUGCACGGUGCGGCCGACAGAUCUAUGCCAGUGACUGGGUGCGGCGGGCACGCGGCAACGCCUACCAUCUGGCCUGCUUCGCUUGCUUCUCGUGCAAACGCCAGCUGUCCACGGGCGAGGAGUUUGGUCUGGUCGAAGAGAAGGUGCUGUGUCGCAUCCACUACGACACCAUGAUCGAGAACCUCAAGAGGGCCGCCGAGAACGGGAACGGCCUCACGCUGGAGGGGGCAGUGCCCUCGGAACAGGACAGUCAGCCCAAGCCAGCCAAGCGCGCGCGGACGUCCUUCACCGCUGAGCAGUUGCAGGUUAUGCAGGCGCAGUUCGCGCAGGACAACAACCCCGACGCACAGACGCUGCAGAAGCUUGCGGACAUGACGGGCCUCAGCCGGAGGGUCAUCCAGGUGUGGUUUCAAAACUGCCGGGCGCGUCAUAAAAAGCACACACCGCAGCAUCCCGUGCCGCCCUCCGGGGCGCCGCCGUCCCGCCUCCCUUCCGCCCUGUCCGACGACAUCCACUACUCCCCGUUCAGCAGCCCCGAACGGGCGCGCAUGGUCACCCUGCACGGCUACAUUGAGAGUCAGGUACAGUGUGGGCAGGUGCACUGCCGGCUGCCUUACACCGCACCCCCCGUCCACCUCAAAGCCGAUAUGGAUGGGCCGCUCUCCAACCGGGGUCAUCCUUUUCCAGUACUAGCACCGUUGGCCCUUCUGCAUCCGUCCACGGGCGCCCCACAACUGCCCCGCAGCCGCCGGAAGCCUGUGUCCGAGCCACUGCCAGGGGCCCACCCGCUCCGCACCCGCCCCUCGCCCGCCAUCCUGCCCGCUGCCAGCCGGGCCCCUGGGCCUGGCCUUCCCUUCUCCUGCUGAGACCCAGAACCUGCCAAGAGCACUGCGGAGUCCUCCUCUCGGAAGGCAGAGCUCCCUGAAAUUUGGAAUCAGGGCGAAAACAACGGCCUGUGUUUCCAUUUAGACAGGAGUCAUCUUCAACUUAAGCUGAUUACAAUAGCAAAAGGCCAAAUUGAACCAUGCAACGCCAACAGCCUUCUAAUUAACAGGUUUUCUUUCCUCCCAUAUUGGCCUUUAUUUACUACUUCCUUGCAACCAUCUCUGAAUUCUGAAUAGCCGACAACCCCCCAAUGUUAUCCACUCUGUUGCUUUUGUCUGGAAAACUUUACAGUGUUUGUGGGAUGUCCCCAAAGGAAAGCUAUGUUCUAAUUUUAUCAUUUCCAUCUGUCUGGUUAUGUCAAGUUAAUUCAGAGAGAGAAGAGACACUGACCAACCCUGAGAGGCCCAACAGGGCAGAGAUGGAGGCCUGCCCAGACCAAGAGGCAGGGGAUCGGCAGGGACUGGGUUUGGGGGGGGCAGUGGCAAAUGCUUGCAUUGGAGAAGGAUGUGGCCUACUGGGCUGGGGGAGGCACGAGCUAUUUUAAGGAGAGGAAAGAGAAAACUCGGGUAUGUAGGGGAGACUCUGUUCCUACCUAGUUAUCCAGCGUAUAUUGGCAGAGAUGGUGUUUGGUAUGCAUGACGGCAUUUCUGAAUGUUUGGGGCUUAGAAUUGGGGGCCCUCACUGGCUACUUGUUGACUCCUUAUAGGGGCGUUUGGAUCAUGUCUUCCUUGAAGGGGCCACUCAAUGGUGGUAGGGGGAGAGUUGGAGAAAUGGAGCCCUGGGAAAUGGCAGUAAAAAUGUAGAGUCUGAACCUGGCUCUGAGUAGGGAGAGGGCACCUGCCUAGGUGAGUGUGCCAAGCCUAGAGACCCAGGGGGCACUCAUGGGCUUCCCCACCACCUCUGCUCAGAGGCAGCCCCACCCACUCCGGAGAAGGCAGGCCAGACACAGCUGUGCUCACAUCCACCCUGUUCAGCUGCAACUUUUCCACCCCAAACAAAAGGGCUUGGGCUGCACAAGACCAUGAUUUAUGUUUUCGGGGGACACCCAUUUAUCCCAAGCUUCUCCUGUAAUUUCAGAAUUGCUUGGUGUCCUGAUGCAUUUCCCACUAGAGGCUGCUAGUAGGCCUGCUCUAGCCUGAAUCCUCCCUCCUGCUUUGGUUAGCCUGAUCUGUUGCUCUUGGAAAGAGACCCUAGGACAGGGAAAGCAAGUUCAUGGCACAUAGGUAUCCGCUGUCCCUGUUGUCAGAGGUGGUAGGCGUUACUAAUCGAUUGCACCUCUCUGUCUCUCUGAGUCUGGAUAAGGUUUCCAUAUCCACAUGCUUGAAGUUGGCACUUAAAACAAAAACCUAUUUGCCUUUCUUGCUCUGGGACCUGGAGGAUGGCCAGGCGCGGGUAUGGCCUAAGUUGGGAACCGGCUUCCUUUCCCUUCUGAAGACUGUUCCAGGUGACUCAGGGCCAAGAGAAGGUAGCACCAGAAUGCGGCCAGUGCAGCUCAGUUCAGAGCUCAUCCACUGAACGGCUUGUACCUGGCCACGCACAGGGUGCUGAUGUCAACAAAAGGAGCUCGGGCCUGAUCCCUGGUGAUUGGGGAGCUCUGUUCCCAUUGAGUUUUGCUCCUGACGUUGAAGCUUUGAGCACAGCCAUGUGGUAAGUGGCCAGUCAACCCCUGCUCAAGUGGGUCACCUAGUACCCACUCUGCCUUGAGCCUCCCCCGCACCCCAGGGUCUGUUCCUUGCGUGGAUCACGUGGUUGUAGCAUGUUGCCAUUCAGACAGGUCUCCGCUAGCCUGUUAGAGCAGCCUGGGAACACACAGGCCACCAAGACUAUUUAUUUAAAUACAAAACAGAGGGAGAAAACACACACACGGAAAAAAAAAUUGUAAGCACUUUUUUUUGUAAAACCAAUGUCUGUUUUGUUACAUACCUUUCAUGUUGUGCUUUGUAAAUGUCCUAUUUGUGUAAUAAAUAAAGUUAAUGCAAGUAGAAGUGCUGGCACUUAAAUCCAGAA